Messenger RNA from Gigantopelta aegis, 9447 nucleotides. Its product is annotated as neurobeachin-like protein 1. Gene Ontology annotation, biological process: intracellular protein localization. The transcript has 55 exons. Gene Ontology annotation, molecular function: protein kinase binding. The record is from RefSeq and is a predicted model, not a curated record. Gene Ontology annotation, cellular component: membrane; cytosol. The coding region runs from base 1 to 7611 and encodes 2536 amino acids. NCBI's taxonomy places the organism in Eukaryota, Metazoa, Mollusca, Gastropoda, Neomphalida, Peltospiridae.
AUGUUGUUGUGCCAGGAUUUAGACGCAGAAUCAAAAGACGUUUUGCUGCAGUUCUUCAAACUAAGUCUUCAUUUCUUUGAGUGUCUCUACGACCCAUACUUCUUCUGGAGAAAGAAACUAAAAUGUUGGCAGAUUGAUAACACAAGGCUGAAGAUUACUCCAGCACUUCUCCACAACGAAGUGGUGCCUUUCUUUCAUGAUUGUUUUCAGAAAGACAAACUGCCGACCGAUAUUCAGCUGCGACUAUUGCAUGUAUUUGGAGCCAUCAUGUCCGGGUCUCAGGAUAAUGCACUGAAGGCAAUCACCCCAGCAACUCUCGACAUUAUGCUCAAAGUUUUGUCUGCAAAGCAGCGCAACGGACCAACAAAUGAACAGAGGCAGGAGACGACGUGUUUGAAGGAACUCGUUCUCAAGAGCGUCGUCCGAAUGGUGCACGUUAUACACGGCUGUAGUCCCGAUCAGCGUCAGGUGGAGGUUGCCGAGGUGAUGGAGGGGUACAUGCAAGUGUUGUUGGAGAUGGAGCAGAAUCCAGACACAGAACCAGGAAACAACAUACAGCUGAAUAUCAUAAACACGAUUAACGAGAUGCUGAUGUGCCAAGACAGGAGUUCCCUGCAGGUUUUGUUGGUCUCUGGUGGAACAUUUGAUGCCUUUGUGUCUCUACUACAACAGGCUUUGUUGACCGGGUUUGAAGCUCAGAAACUCGCAAUGUCCGUCAUUCACGUGAUGCAGGCUAUCUUGAGUGGGUCCUCCAAGGCUAAGUCGUUGUUCAAAGACAAAGUUGGAUAUGAGAAAUUUGUGGAAGUUUUGAAAAGUCUUGGUCAACCCUCCAUGGAACUGCUGAAGUCGCUACUCAGUCUGGUUGUCGAGGACGCGUUUGUCGAGAAGGAGGAACACGUCGUCCACAACACACAGGCUGCUCUGAUGCUGCUGCAGUGGCUGCCCGACAUCCAGUCACAUGACCUCCAGAUCUGGUUAUCGCAGAGCCUGCGCUCGCUGUGUGGAGCCGGAUACCGCAACCGGAUGAAGUGCUGCAGUGAAGGCAUGAUCAGCACCAUCUUGGUCGUUCUGGAACGAGCCAAACAGAUCAACUCAACGGCCAUCGGUCAUCUGAUCGACCUGCUGGAGGUGCUGGGCACACACUCGGUGACGCGGAGAGAGCUGAAGCAGCUGAUUGGUCACUUGAGGCUGGAUGAGGACGGGCAGCACAGACCGUACAGCACGCGCAUCAUGCGGGCCAUCGCGAUGAUGGCGAGACGGGAGGGACGGGAUGGAGGAGCCCUGUACUUCUACGAUAUCCAGUCUCCUACAGACGGUAUAGCUCUCCCAGGAUACCGGAAGUGGCCGGGACAGGCAUACGCAAUCCACGUGUGGCUGUGUCUGGAUGUGGAGUUUGAACUUGAUGAGAGCAUCGCGAACACCGGUCAGUUCAGAAGACAACUCUACCAUUUUCCGAGUAACCUGGGCCACGGCUUCGAGGCAUUCUUCACCCCGGACUGUGAGCUGGUGGUCGCCGUGUACAGUAAGAAGGAGUACUGCACAGCCACCGUCGAAGACGCUUCUCUCAAGGACGGCAAAUGGCAUUGUGUCGACAUUUGUCACACCAACUCUCGCCGGCCGUUUUCUCAGAGCCAGCUGACCGUGUACAUUGAUGGCACGAAGAAACUGACCGCUCACCUCAAGUUCCCCAACAUGACCGAGCCAUUUUCAAAUUGUCGAAUUGGCUCCCCGGGUGUGAAGACUGCCAUGGACAUUCUGAUGAGCUCAUCGUCGUCUUCGUCGCACGAUCGCAGGAGCAGGUGGAUGCUGGGAAGUCUGUUUCGCGUUGCCUCGAAGAAGUCUGAUGCGAAUGAGCCAUACCUUGGUAACAUUACAGGAGGCAAACAGGAUGAAUUCUGGGGACCUCCUAUUGCAAUUCAUGGGCAGAUUGGCACCAUAUGUAUUUUCUGUGAUGUCCUACAUGUGAACCAAGUGAAAGCAUUGCACGCUCAAGGACCAAACGAGAUGAACAUGUUCUAUGACAACCCAGAGCUGUGUGACCUUGUCAACAAGCUGCUGAUCCACUACAACGCAAAGGCCUGCAAGGGAAACGUGUGCUUUGAUCUGUCUCCACACCAGAACCACGGCCAGCUGAAGGGAGUAACCUGCGAGAUGUGGGAUAUCAAGGAUGUCAUUCACACAAUAGGAGGCAUUGAAGUUUUGUUUCCUUUACUGGAGCAAUGCGACACGGUUCCGCCACCCCCGCAAUCGACCGACAUAACGCCAGAAGACAGUCCCACUGUGGAGACUAGGGGAGACUGGGUGGUAGUGCCUGGUAGCUCCUACACAGAUUGGAGGUUGGUACAGAACCAGGUGGCCGCGUUCCUCACUCUGUUGAGGAACUUCCUGCAGACAAAAGACGCGAACCAGGCAUCGUUCAUACGCACAGAGGGAGCUGCCACCGUCGCUGCUCUCUUACAAAAGGUGAAGCCUGAGUUGAUCGACGUGAAUGUUCUGAUGUCCGUCCAGCUGCUGGUCGAGUCGUGUUCAGUGGACAACGUGAUCCUCGAGCAGCACUUCUACCGCUACAUCCUGUUUGACUUCCGCGUCUGGAGCAAGAGCGACUUCCCAGUUAGAAUUGGUCACAUCCAGUAUUUGUCGACCAUCAUCAAGGAACACAAGAAGCAGUUCAGGAAGAAGUACGGGACGCAGUAUUUCCUGGACGUCAUUCGGAUGUACUACAGUGUGUCGACUGACGGUGGUUUGUCUGACGAGGACCGCCGGACGAUCCGCGUGUCUCUGGUCAACCUGAUCAAGUUCUACAUCGUCAAAGACAUCACCAUCGACGAGCUGGCCAGCAUUAUCAGCUUCCUCACCGUCGUCAAACAGGAAAACAUUAUCUGUGAGAUCCUUGACCUGCUGCUGUCCCUGCUGGAGAGACACAACAAGUACGACCAGCUCUAUCUGCUGCUGCUUGAGCCUCACAUGUCUGAGCUGCUGUACGUCCUGCUCACCUACAGCAACUACACGGUCGGCUUCUACGAGAAAAUCAUCAAGGUUCUACAUCGUCUUCUCAAGACGGACCGGGUGUAUGAGAAGAGUAAAAACCGACUACGUCUGCUUGAUGUCGGGCAUUACGGUCUGGUCUGUCUGAUGCAGGGCUACCAGCUGUCUGUGGGAGUGGUUAAACAAUUAAUCAACCAGGUGUCUUACACCGAAACAGCCCAGACAUACAGUGCGGUUCUAGCCAUUUUGACCCUGUUUCACAAUGGUGGUUUUGAUGUUAAACUGGAAGCAAGCCGACAGCUACUACAAAUUCUCGUAUCAAAACUGGGAGCUGCCAAGGCCUUUGCCAAACAGCUGUGCUGGCAUGAAACCAUUGUACGUUUGUUAGUUCAAGGACCGCUCACUGUGAAUGCGGAAUCGAUGAACUCUGGCGUUGAAGUCACCGACAACUGUCUAACGCUGAAUGGCCAGACACUAAACCCAUUAGUCGAGGUCAGAGAAAAUACUGGAGAGAAGGAAAUGUGCAUCUCGUGUGAACCGCCAACAGCCCCUAGUGGCGGCGCGACGCGGCCGACAGAUUUAGACAUUGCAAACAAUGCCAACAACAACAACUGCUCGAUGACUUCAUCAUUGGGGACGGGACUUUCGUCGAACACACCGUUGUUCAUCCAAGCGCAGCGUGAUGAUCUGCUGCCCAGCUCAGACGAAGACCGGUCGCGGUCGAUGAGUCGCAGCACCAGCACGAGCACCGAGGAUGUGAGUAGUCCGCAGUCAGGUCACAGGAGGUCGUCGCCGAUCCCUGCAAACACCAGCGACCGCAGUGACUCGCCCACGCUCAGGGCCCGCAGACUGUCGGCCGCUCAGACGGAAACGUUGAAACAGGCACUGGAGAACAUCGGCGUGCGGGCGUCCGUCUCGGGCUUGACGGAGCACACAGAGCUGAGCGAGGAGCUGUGUGAGAACCUGCUGGUCGCGCUGGUCACAAUCGCGUGGAAGGGAACGGAGGGCUCCGACAGACAAGCCUGGAAGGUGAGAGGACAGGUGUUUGCCUGCUUGGAUUUCAUCAGCGAGAGCCACAUCCUCAUUCGACCGAAGAACGAACUCAAGCGGCGCUUGUUUGAAAUGAUGCUUCACUCGUGCACAUCCGACAUCAAAGACGCCGGACAGCCAAUAGCUCACCUUACGGAGAAUGCCGUGGAGCUCGUCCGAUUAUUGAGGAAUUUCGUCACAGACGACAGCCAUGAAUGUGACAACAAAUACAGUGAGCGACUUCUCGACGAGGUGAUGUCACUACUUGAUGUGUUGGGGGUGUGGCUUACGGACGGUAACGGCUGGAAGGAGAUGGUUCAUCUUGGCUUCAGUAUUCUACUGACGUUCGCAAAGCUACCAAAUCUUGACAUGUGUGCUGUAGCAACGGCCAAGCUCCACGCCCUGGUUCAGACUCAGCUGAUCAGCAGUUCGGCCGAGGCGUCGUACAUCAUCGGCUGUCUCGACUCCAUCAUACUGAAGGCAGUCGAAGAAAACACUGACAACUACGCGUUUGUGAUCCCGGUCCUGAAGGCGCUGGUGGACAAGGGCUACGUGUUGCUCAACAUGGAGGUCAGUCUGCCCAACCUGCCCCACACGUCCAUGAGUCCAACCUUCUUCGACGACUUCCGCCAAUACUGCUGCAGCGACGAGUGGCGCAACUUCGUCACCAACUACAUCUACCCUCAGCGCCAUCACUUCAUGGACUCGAGUUUCAGCGAGUCGCACAGUCAGACCAACUCGUUCUGGCGCCAGUGUUCCGAGGAGCUCAUGCUCAGCGUGCACAAGAGAAAUCGGGAAAUCGGGGACAGCAAGCUCAAGUUCGAGCACCAGAUUGUUGAUGUGUUCAAGUCGACCGUGGCCAAGGAGCAGCGCCGGUUCCAGAAUGUGAGCACACAACAACGGAACCAGUAUCUGUCGAUACGGCGACGGUGGCGUGCAACCAAGCGCUUCUUCAAGAGUGAUCGCGGAGUGUGGAACACUGGGAAUACUUGUGAAACUAGCCACUGGAAGCUGUCGAAUCAGGAGAACUUUUCUCGGAUGAAAGUGAAGAUGGUGCAGAAUUAUAAUUUUGAUCCUCAUAUUGAGGCCAGCCGAGACAGAGAUAACGUAGGAAUCGAUGUUUUGAAGGACGGAGAACCCGAGAAUAUUAUUGUUGUUAAGGAAGCGCUGGUUUCCCAGGAGGACAUUGCUGAUGACACGCUAGGAGACGAGGACUGGAAUGUGAUCAGUACCUCCAGUGCUGUGAAUGACGAGUAUUCUGGGAAGGAAAAGUUGGUGAUAUCGGAGGACUGCGACCUCAUCACGCUGGUCAGCGUGGUUCAAGGUCGUCUGGAGGUCACCACCACUCAUGUCUACUUCUUUGACCUGAGUCCUGUCAAGGAAGAAGGUGGAGAAGACUUCAAGUGGAUGUUGUCACAGUUACGGGAGAUUCACUUCCGACGGUACAAUCUGCACCGCAGCGCCCUUGAGAUGUUCCUUGUGGACCAGACGAACUACUUCCUGAACUUCUCCAGCAAGUCAGUGCGGAACAAGAUCUACAGUCGGAUACUGAGUCUGAGACCUCCAAAUGUCAGUUACCAUGGCACCCGGUCACCGGCCGACUUGCUGCGAGCGUCAGGAUUGACUCAGAAGUGGGUUCAGCGAGAAAUCUCGAACUUCGACUACCUAAUGCAGCUGAACACAAUUGCUGGCCGCACGUACAAUGACUUGAGCCAGUAUCCCGUGUUUCCGUGGAUCCUGUGCGACUAUUCCUCUAAAAUCCUGGAUCUGGAGAGUCCAUUCAUCUACCGCAAUCUGUCGAAACCGAUGGGCGUCGUUAAUCCACGCAAUGAGAAGGAGGUUCAGCAAAAGUUUGAGACGUUUGAAGACCCCAGUGGGAUGAUUGAGAAGUUUCACUACGGCACUCACUACUCGAACGCAGCCAGUGUCAUGCACUACAUGGUCCGCUUGGAGCCGUUCACGACGCUACACAUACAGCUGCAGAGCGGAAAGUUUGAUGUGGCAGACCGUCAGUUUCAUUCAAUACCUGGAAGUUGGCAGUCACUUUACGACAAUCCGAAUGACGUCAAAGAAUUGAUUCCCGAGUUCUUUUACCUCCCAGAAUUCCUUGUCAAUUCUGACAAGCUUGACUUGGGUCGACUACAGCUGACUCAGGAACCCGUCAGUGAUGUCAUUCUGCCACCAUGGGCGGAGACGCCAGAAGAAUUCAUCUACAAACACAGACAAGCUCUAGAGUCGGAGUAUGUGUCUAACAACCUACAUAACUGGAUCGAUCUCAUCUUUGGUUACAAACAGAAAGGACCGGCUGCGGUUGAAGCUCUCAAUGUCUUCUAUUACUGUACUUACGAAGGUGCUGUUGACCUGGAUGCUAUAGAGAAUGAGCAGGAGAGGAAGGCGCUGGAGGGGAUGAUCAACAACUUCGGGCAAACGCCCACACAGCUUCUCAAGGACCCACAUCCUCGUAGACUGGCGUUUGAAGAUGCUGUAGCCAAAGCAAUAAAGAACGGAAAACCACUGAGCAUCUUCUACUUCCUGUUUCAGUUGAAACCAUUCUUUGUCGAGGUAUCAAGUGAACAGGAUCCUCUAGUGUUUGUACAUGUGCCGAGGAGUCAGUUCAAGUCAAUUGUGCAGUACGGAACUCCGGAUAGUAUGAUAACCGUCACGGAGAAUGGAAUUGUGGGAGUCCACGGUUGGCUGCCGUUUGACAAGUCUAUCUCCAACUACUACACAUUUGAAAAGGACCCAUCCAUGCUGAACUCAAAAACGAGAAAAAGAGUAGGAGGUCCAUUUGCACCAGACUUGAAGGUCGAACCAAAGUUGUUUAUGGUAUCCCAGGAUGCAAAGCUGCUGUUCAGUGUCGGUUACUGGGACAACAGUUUUCAGGUGUAUCACCUCGGCAAGGGCAAACGUAUCAACCAUAUCGUCAGACAUAUUGACAUAGUAACAUGUCUGAGCCUAGACUACUGUGGUAACCAGCUAAUAACCGGAUCACGGGACACAACUUGUAUCAUCUGGCAAAUACAACAGCAGGGAGGAUACAGCCACAACGUGAACAACGAACCUCUCCAGGUUCUGUACGGCCACAACGCCGAGGUGACUGCCGUCCACAUCUCCGUAGAACUGGACAUGGCUGUCUCCUGUUCACAGGAUGGCUUGGUAAUACAGCACACAGUUCGGAAAGGUCAUUAUGUGCGCACUCUGCGACCCCCGUGUGACCCGCACUGCUCUCUGACUAUCCCCAUGUUGUGUGUCAGUGAGAUGGGGCAGAUCAUAGUCUACACCCAGCAACACAACUCUGAGAACGAGGAGAAGCACAGCGUUCAUUUAUACUCUGUGAACGGGCGUCACUUGUUCAUGGAUGCCCUCCGCUUCCCGCUCAAACACAUGGCCAUCUCGGGCGAUCACCUCGUACUCGGUGACAACCAGGGACACCUCAUGUUCAAGGAACUCUUUGGCCUCAAACACAUCAACACUCUGUCGCUCCUGGUGCCCGUCACGUGCAUCUCCAUCCUUCACGGAGCCAGCCACAUUCUCAUUGGUCUCAAAGAUGGAAAACUAAUCAUCGUCGGGGUCAAGGGGAAGCCUGUGGUUAGAUGAACUUUGACACAUGUAAUUAGCCAAUGAACACAGCCUUCUUUGUUAUCCGGUUUCUGGUGAAAACAUUUGGUGCAAAUUAUAAAGUUAUCUGAAGAUUUCUGAGCAAGACGAUGAUGACAAGAACACGAGGACAUGGGUUCACUGAAUACACGAGGACAUGGGUUCACUGAAUACACGAGGACAUGGGUUCACUGAAUACAUGGGUUCACUGAAUACACGAGGACAUGGGUUCACUGAAUACACGAGGACAUGGGUUCACUGAAUACACGAGGACAUGGGUUCACUGAAUACACGAGGACAUGGGUUCACUGAAUAGCACAUGAUGUUCUUAUGCUAAACCAAGAUGAGUUUAUCAUAUCACAGCAGACAAAAGUUAGGCACCACACCAUUCGGGUUUGGUCCCAUGUUUCACAAAUUGUGUUUCUUGGUGUGUUUUUUUUAGUUCUUUGCUUUGAAAAAAAAAAAUGUAUGUUAGUAAUACAAUUUACUAGUUCAUUACAAAACUGAACACCUUUCAAACAAUUCCUGGUAUUGCCUGUGGAUGUUUCUCCUAUUGAUGAUAACAUUGAUGUAAACUACUUCCAACCUGUGUAGAUCGUGAAUCGUCAAUAUUAGGAUUACCUCCACCCAUGCCCUCAAAUACCAGAAAGUGUUAGGAUUGCUUCCAUCCAUGCCCUCAAGUACCAGAAGGUGUUAGGAUUACCUCCACCCAUGCCCUCAAGUACCAGGAAGUAUUAGGAUUACCUCCACCCAUGCCCUCAAGUACCAGAAAGUGUUAGGAUUACCUCCACCCAUGCCCUCAAGUACCAGGAAGUGUUGGGAUUACCUCUACCCAUGCCCUCAAGUACCAGGAAGUGUUGGGAUUACCUCCACCCAUUCCCUUGACAACUAGAAUGUAUUAGGAUUACCUCCACCCAUUUCCUUGACAACCAGAAUGUGUUAGGAUUGCUUCCACCCAUUCCCUCGACAACUAGAAUGUAUGGUGAAUUGUCAGUGAUUAAGAAUAAUAUAGCAGACUGUGUAAUUGUAUAUAAAUUAACAGAACAAUAUAGCAGACUGUGUAAUUGUAUAUAAAUUAGAAAUUUUCCUCAGAGGACAGGUUUAGUUCAAAGAAAACAUAAUAUAAUAGACUGUUAUAAUUUUCUUUCUUUUUUCUUUUUAAAAAAAAUAUAUUGAUAUUAUAAUUUAAGAUGUUAUAACUGACAGAUGCAUAUAUUUAUUUUUUAAAAGUGUUGCUGUUUUUAAAACGCUAUGUUUUAUUAAUAUGGUGAUAAAAGUGUUCUUACGAAUUGUUGUACUUGUGCAUUAACGUACGGUGACCUUAAUACAUUUGCUCAUCUGUAAGAUGUUAUUUUGUGUGUUUAUAUACUGAAACAAAUAAGGGAUCACUUUGUAUUAUCGACCAGUGUUUAAUUAAUGUGUGUGUGUGACACAGUAGGCUUCUUGUACUGUAUGUGUGUGUGUGUGUGUGACACAGUAGACUUCUUGUACUGUAUGUGUGUGUGUGUGUGUGACACAGUAGGCUUCUUGUACUGUGGAUGAGGAUAUGACACAGUAGACUUCUUGUACUGUGUGUGUGUGUGUGUGACACAGUAGACUUCUUGUACUGUAUGUGUGUGUGUGACAGUAGACUUCUUGUACUGUAUGUGUGUGUGUGUGACACAGUAGACUUCUUGUACUGUGGAUGAGGAUAUGACACAGUAGACUUCUUGUACUGUAUGUGUGUGUGUGACACAGUAGACUUCUUGUACUGUGUGUGUGUGUGACACAGUAGACUUCUUGUACUGUAUGUGUGUGUGUGUGUGUGACACAGUAGACUUCUUGUACUGUAUGUGU